Molecule: messenger RNA, 1608 nt
Organism: Coffea arabica (coffee)
Lineage: Eukaryota; Viridiplantae; Streptophyta; Magnoliopsida; Gentianales; Rubiaceae
Source: RefSeq, a predicted model, not a curated record
AUGGCAGUGUGUGAGAGGUUUGGGAAGGGAGAUCCAGAGGAGGCCAUAGAGGAAUUCAACAAGCUGAUGAAGACGGGAAGUGUCACUGAGUACCUAGAGAAGUUUGAACAACUGAAAUCUAUGGUAAUGUUAUCUCUUCCUGAUCAACCUGAUUCCUAUUACAAAUCAUACUUUUUUAGUGGCUUAAAAAAGGAAAUAGUAAGUAUGGUUAGGAUGACCAGACCCCUCACCUUAGCAGACACCAUUGAAGCUGCUAAAUUACAGGAAAGGAACUUGGAAGCCAUUAGGAAAACACAAGGGAAGAUGAUGCACAAAUACACACCCUCACCUGGUACCCCACUUGUUAACAAACAGAAUUUCACCCCACAUACCAAAAUGAAGUGGCCUAACUUCCAAUAUAAGAAGCUAGAGCCUGUUUCCAAUCGAAAUACCAAAACAGGAACUCAUGCAGUAGACCAAUUUAGAAAAAUCACUCCCUCUGAACUGAGUUACAGGAGAGAAAAGGGGUUGUAUUUCAAGUGUGCUGAGCCAUAUACACUGGGACAUGUCUGCAAACAAGCUCACCUGAAUUACAUACUGAUAGAUGAUCCCUGGGGGGUAGGGGAGAACUCAGAUGAACCAGGGAAGGAUACAGAAGAAUUCUGUGAUUGUCCAGAAGGGGAAUUAAGUAAUGAAAAUAUAGAACUAUCCAUCCAUGCUCUGGCAGGGGGGACUGAACAUAAGACCCUUAAGCUAAGAGGGAAGAUAGCAGGGAGGGAGAUCAUAAUUCUGGUAGAUAGUGGGAGCACUCAUUGUUUUAUUGAUGAAAGGUUAGCAAAGAUCAUUCAACUACCAGCUAUUGGAAAUCCAUUGACAGUCAGGGUUGCCAAUGGUGAGCAGUUGAAGUCUAGGCAACUGCAAGGACCCUUACAGUGGGAAAUGCAGGGAAACAAGUUCACACAUCAAUUCAAUACCUUGAAGCUGGGAAGCUACCACAUGGUUUUGGGAGUAGACUGGCUAGCCAGGUAUAGCCCUAUUGAGUUUGAUUUCAGGCAACUCUCCAUGAGGUUCCUACAAGGGAGUCAACUAGUGGAGCUGAAGAGGGAAGUCAGUGAGCUUAAACUCAAGGCCAUCAAAGGAAGUAAACUAGCAAAAUGGAGGAGAAAGCAGGCGUAUGGGAUAACUGCCCAGCUGUAUGUGAUGGAAGAAGGAAAAAAGGACACUGAAGUAAUACCGGCAGAGAUGAAGGAAUUGCUGGACAGGUUUGAUGAAGUGUUUGUUGAGCCCCAAGGCAUGCCUCCAAGGAGGAGCCACGACCACAGCAUUCCAUUGAAAGAAGGAGCUACCCCAUUCCAAGUCAGACCAUACACGUGCCCCUAUGUACAAAAAUCAAAAAUAGAGAGGUUGGUGAGAGAAAUACUGCAGAUGGGAAUCAUUCAGCCUAGUAACAGCCAUUUUGCAUCUCCAGUGUUACUAGUCAAGAAGAAGGAUGGAAGUUGGAGGUCUUGUGUGGACUACAGGCAACUUAAUGAACUCACCUUGAAGGACAAAUUUCCUAUGCCACUAAUAGAUGAGCUUCUUGAUGAAUUACAUGGCUCAAAAUACUUCACCAAGAUUGACUUGAUGUGA